Messenger RNA from Epinephelus lanceolatus (giant grouper), 4652 nucleotides. It is a transcript of the gene ercc6l, whose product is annotated as excision repair cross-complementation group 6-like. The record is from RefSeq and is a predicted model, not a curated record. NCBI's taxonomy places the organism in Eukaryota, Metazoa, Chordata, Actinopteri, Perciformes, Serranidae. Gene Ontology annotation, molecular function: DNA translocase activity; ATP binding; protein binding.
UCAGUUGCGGGUGUUUGUGUCUGACUGUAAGGCUAGAUAACCCGUUAAUUUACCGGGGUUCGUUCCGUUGUUCGUGUCGGUGAAUUGGGAACAUUAACGGGAUGGAAGUCUCUCAGCGUCACGGAGGAGAUGCGGAGAUUUCAGAGAAACUGGAAAAGUCUCUGUCCAUCAGCACAGAUGACAAGAUGGAAGCUUACCACAGAUUCAUACAGGAUGGUAAAGAUGUUGCCAGACAAGGGGACAUUAACAAAGCACUGAAGUUCUUCAGACUGGCCUAUGACAUUCACAAGAGUCAAAAACUUGAAAGCAGGAUAAAAAAAAUUGAAGAUCUUCUUGCUCAGAAUGACUUGGAGGAAGAAGAUGAUGAAGAGUUUGUUGACGUUAACAACAGUGGUUUAAUGCUUUACAAAGAGUUAUAUGACAAACUUUAUAACUACCAGAGAAAUGGAGUGGCCUUCUUGUACAGUCUGUACAGAGAUGGUCGUAAAGGCGGGAUCCUGGCAGAUGACAUGGGCCUCGGUAAAACCAUCCAAGUGAUAUCCUUCCUCUCAGGCAUGUACGACAACGAGUUGGCUAAACACACGCUGCUGAUCAUGCCAACUUCACUCAUCACAAACUGGACUAAGGAGUUUGCCAAAUGGACUCCCGGUAUGAGGGUGAAGGAGUUUCAUGGUGCCGGCAAAGAGAGGACCAGGAAUCUGGAGAAAGUCCAGAGGAGAGGUGGUGUCAUCAUUACCACGUACACUAUGCUUAUCAGCAACUGGCAGCAGCUGUCAUCGUACUGUGGCAAGGAGUUUGUUUGGGACUACAUGAUCCUGGAUGAGGCACACAAGAUAAAAACUACAACCACCAAAACAGCCAAAAGUGCCUACUCCAUACCUUCCAAGAACCGAGUUCUUCUGACAGGCACUCCAGUCCAGAACAACCUGAAAGAAAUGUGGGCUCUCUUCGACUUUGCUUGUCAAGGCACUCUCCUCGGCACAGCGAAAACAUUCAAAGCAGAGUAUGAGAACCCCAUCACCCGGGCCAGAGAGAAGGACGCCACUCCAGGAGAAAAGGCUCUUGGGUCUCGGAUGUCUGAGAACCUAAUGGCCAUAAUCAAACCCUACUUCCUCCGCAGGACAAAAGCGGAAGUGCAGAAAGACAAAAUGAACGGUGCACAGCCAUGCAAAGAGAAACAUUCGGACAACAAGGACAGCCAUGUCCCAAACCCUCCAGAAGAUUCUGGAGCAGUGAUGCCCAAGCUGACGAGAAAGAACGACCUGAUUGUCUGGACUUACCUGAGCUCCGUCCAGGAAGACAUAUACACACAAUUCCUGUCACUGGACCACAUCAAGGAGCUGCUCAUGACCACCAAGUCGCCUCUAGCCGAAUUAAACAUAUUAAAAAAGCUGUGCGACCAUCCGAGACUUCUCUCUGCUACAGCCAUCGCCAAGUUAGGCUUGGAGGAGAGUUCACCUGAGAAUGAGCAGAAUGAAAACACAGAGGCAGACACAGGCAGCAUCGCUAACGUUCCUGACGACACCCUAAUAUCUGAGUCUGGGAAACUUGUCUUUCUGUUUGAACUUCUUGAAAGGCUCCGAGAAGAGGGCCACCGCACACUCGUCUUCGCUCACUACAGGAAAGUGCUUGACAUCGUCGAACGCAUCCUAGGCAACAGAGGCUUCAAAGUCAUGAGACUAGAUGGGACAAUAACUCAGCUUGCAGAGAGAGAGAAGCGCAUCACUAAGUUCCAGACUGACAAAAGUUACUCUGUCUUCCUCCUGACCACCCAGGUCGGAGGAGUUGGCAUCACUCUGACAGCAGCAAACAGAGUUGUGAUCUAUGAUCCCAGCUGGAACCCAGCGACAGACGCUCAGGCUGUGGACAGGGCAUAUCGCAUCGGCCAGACUGAAAACGUCGUCAUCUACAGGCUGAUCACCUGCGGCACUGUCGAGGAAAAGAUCUACAGGCGUCAGGUUUUCAAAGACUCCCUCAUCAGACAGAAUACUGGGGACAAGAAGAACCCUUUUCGAUACUUUAGCAAGCAGGAGCUGAAGGAGCUCUUUACUCUGGAGGACACACGGUCAUCGUCCACACAGAUGCAGCUUCAGGCCAUGCACUCCAGACACAGGCGGACUGACCCUGAACUGGACCAACACAUCGCCCACCUCCAUGCCAUGGAGAUGUUUGGGAUCUCUGACCACGAUCUCAUGUUUUCCCUGGAUGUUAACCAUGACGAGGACCCAGAGGACCAAGAGGCGCAACACUAUAUAGAAGGGAGGGUCCAGAAGGCCCAGGAGCUGAUGAAGGCUGAGUCAGAGUUACAGUUGCAGCUGGCAGAGAGCAUGGCAUCAAGUACAGAACCCGCCUGGCUCAGACAACCUGUGGACAACAACAAAAGUGGGCAGUCCAAUGAGAAAAAACCAAGAGACCCAAGGCCAAGUCCUUCCUAUCCACAGCAUGACUUCAACAGGUCACCGGUUGUGGUGGACUUGGACCAGUCUGGUUCUGACCAGCAGGAUGCCCGACAGAAUCUGAGUGACAGAGUUAUCGAUCUAACUGCAGAUAACAGUAUGUCAGAGGAACAACCUGUUAUGGAAGUUAGCCAAGACAAGCUUUCUGAACACAACCUGGAUUCCCCGAAACACCACCCUGUCAAGCAGGAGAGGAGUUACUUAGAAGUAGCAAACACAUCACCUCAGGAGGUGAUUGAGGAGUCUUUGGUGAUGUCGGAGACCAGUGCUGCUGCUGCAGGUGACAUGGCAGAUGCCUCCGUUCAAGAACUAAUGGAUGAGUCUGCAGUGUCUGAAGCUGCAGCUGCUUUGGCAGGUGACCACAGUCUGGUGUAUGUUACAGCGGUCGAUGAAGAUGAACAGCUGCUAACCGGAACCUCACACUCAAAAUACGACUCCAAGAUGGACUUGGGGCAUCCACAUGUCACACCCCUGCAGAACAAACGACUCUCUGCCUUACAAGCAUCCAUGUCAAGCUUCAAAGCAGACACAUCAUCCAGAGCCAGCACUGGGCUCGAAUCCUUUGAAGGCAACUUCAAUUUGCAGCUUGAAGACAGUGACAUGUUCUCAGACCACGAUGUACUGGAUCAGCAGACCGAAGAAGAAGAGAAGAAGCUGCUGUCACAGCUGCAGGUCGAGGGGAGUUUUGACAUCAAUAAAUCCCUUUCUGAGAGACAGCAGAGAGAAGCACUCAAGCGAAGCCUCAACAACGGCCACGCCUCUGAAAUGGACGAGUCGAAUGAUUCCAUUGUGACCUUCAAGAAGAAAAGAGCAGCAGUGAUUUAUGAUAGUGAAGAAGAAGAUGAUGAUGAUGAUGAUGAUGAUGAUAGGAGUCAACUCGACAACUCAUUCCAGGUUCUUGGUGCAUCAACACCUAAAUCGGCGCCAUCAGGCCCCGCCCCUCUACGGUCGAGAAAGAGCACCGGAGGAAACACGUCCGUGGCCUCACGCCGGUCCCUCCUUCAGUCCAUCAUCGACGACAUGGACGACCACAACCAAGACGUUUCUGAUGAGUCCAAAGAGGAGGACAUCAUUGGUUCAACUCAUGAUGAGCUCCGGCUGGAGGAGAGCCACAACCAAGACUCAGCUGACGGAGAGGAAGAUGAUAUUUCAGAGAGGCAUUCUGAUGAGGCCGAAGAGGAGGACAUCAUUGGUUCAACUCAUGAUGAGCUCCAGCUGGAGGAGACCAUCGGAGAGACAUUAAACACGGAGGGGGAGGAGGAAGAAGAUGAGGAUGAUGAGUCGGGACAAGGGUCGAGCAGUAACAUGGAGGAGUCGGCCAGCGAGCCCGAGCUAGCCUCCGAUGAAAGAAUGGAUCAGUGCACUGUUGAUGAAGGAGUCAAGAUGAACGGGACGGAGGAGGUCAUGGAGGAGGAGAGCUUCGACUCCCUGGUCAGUAGAGGGAAGGAGUUCCGCAGCAAAGGGAAGCUGGACGAGGCCCUGGGUUUCUUCCUGAGAGCUAUCGACAUCAAACCUGGAGAUCCUGAAAUUCAGCUCAUGACCAUCCAACUGUACCGACAGCUGAGUCAGAGAAGCUAAUCAGACAAUACUACGAACAACUUCGACCACAACCUAAAAUUAUACUGUUAGAGAGGACAGUCGGGGCCUCGCUGGCUGUUUAACAAAAACGUCUUAGUUUGUCCAUGCAGACUCAUUGUUUAACUUUGAAUUUGAAUUUGUCAUGUUGAACUGUUUUUGAAGUGGGGUUGUAUGAGGUACUUAUUUACUGUCGGUAUGUUACCUGCAGUAGAUGUCAGUUGGCACUCCCCCAGUUUGGAGAAGCAGGCUGGAGUCCGACAUGGAAGCUAAGCAAUGUGCUGCUGUGGACGGGUCAGCAACGGAACAUAUUUUAGCCACCUAAAAAAAAAAAAAGGUCCAACUCAAAUAUCAAUAUCAUUUAAGGUGUUUGCUAUAUUGAGAAUAUUUUCACUCCUUUACCUUUCUGUCAGACAGUGAUUUCCAGCUGGAGAAUGAAGCUGAUACAUCGCUCUCCUCAAAGCCAGAGUCUUCUGACAAAGACAGUAAUUUUAGCUCUCUGGGCACAGGAGCUGCUCGUCUGCUGCUGCCUCAAAUACUUAUUUUGUUUGUGGUAUUGUGUGACUUUGGUGUUUAAAGGGCUGGUUUGGACUCACCAAAGUCACACAAUACCACAAACUA